Messenger RNA from Syngnathoides biaculeatus (alligator pipefish), 6399 nucleotides. It is a transcript of the gene grik5, whose product is annotated as glutamate receptor, ionotropic, kainate 5. The coding region runs from base 165 to 2855 and encodes 896 amino acids. Gene Ontology annotation, cellular component: presynaptic membrane; plasma membrane; postsynaptic membrane. The record is from RefSeq and is a predicted model, not a curated record. NCBI's taxonomy places the organism in Eukaryota, Metazoa, Chordata, Actinopteri, Syngnathiformes, Syngnathidae. Gene Ontology annotation, biological process: synaptic transmission, glutamatergic; monoatomic ion transport; modulation of chemical synaptic transmission. The transcript is spliced from 21 exons. Gene Ontology annotation, molecular function: transmitter-gated monoatomic ion channel activity involved in regulation of postsynaptic membrane potential; kainate selective glutamate receptor activity.
GCAAAAUUCAUCCACUUUGUUUCCAGACCACAGGCACACAAUGCUUCAUACAAGGCUCCGUUGGUUCAGCUGGCAUUUGAAGAAUGUGACCCGAAAUUGCGCAAGCGCUUGUAGGUGGUGGUACAGGCAGCCAGCAGAACAUUCUCCAUGAGGAGCAGUAGAAAAUGCCGGCUCUGCCAGCACUGUUGCUGUCAAUACACAUCCUGUUCUUCCUCCUGCUAGACAUGCCGCUACGCUCACUCUGUCAGACUCCCGUACUUUCUGCCGUUCGCAUGGCGGCCAUUUUGGACGACCAGUCGGUGUGUGGGCGCGGCGAGCGUCUGGCUCUGUCGUUGGCCAGGGAAAACAUCAACAGCCUGAUGGAGGGCCCGGCCCGAACUCGAGUGGAGGUGGACAUCUACGAGCUGCAGAAAGACUCCCAGUAUGACACCACUGACACCAUGUGUCAGAUUCUACCCAAAGGCGUCGUGUCGGUGAUAGGUCCCGCGUCCAGUCCCGCCUCUGGCUCCACUGUCAGUCACAUAUGCGGCGAGAAAGAGAUACCGCAUGUGAAGAUCGGCCCGGAGGAGACGCCCCGCCUGCCAUACCUCCGCUUCGCCUCCGUCACCUUGUACCCCAGCAACGAGGACCUGAGCCUGGCCAUUGGCGCCAUCCUGCGCUCCUUCAGCUACCCAUCGGCCAGCCUGGUUUGCGCCAAGGCCGAAUGCCUGCUGAGAUUGGAGGAACUGGUGCGCCGCUUCCUCAUCUCCCGCGAGACGCUGUCAGUCAGGAUGCUGGAUGACAACCUGGACCCGACCCCGCUGCUCAAGGAGAUCCGCGACGACAAAGUCGCCACCAUCAUCAUCGACGCCAACGCUUCAGUCUCCUACCUCAUCCUAAAGAAGGCGUCCGAGUUGGGGAUGACGUCACCAUUCUACAAGUACAUCCUCACUACCAUGGACUUCCCACUCAUGAGGCUGGAUGACAUCGUGGAUGAGCAGUCCAACGUCGUGGGCUUCUCCAUGUUCAACACCACCCAUCCCUUCUAUCUAGAGUUCAUCCGCAGCCUCAACCUGUCAUGGAACGAGGGCUGCGACCUGUCCUACCCGGGCCCAGCGCUGUCGUCGGCGCUGAUGUUUGAUGCGGUGCACGUGGUGGUGGGGGCGGUGAGGGAACUGAACCGCAGUCAAGAAAUCGGAGUGAAGCCGCUCAGCUGCACCUCGCCUCAGAUAUGGCAACAUGGGACCAGUCUUAUGAACUACCUGCGCAUGCGUGCUGCCAAAGCAUCCGGGGUGCCAUCCCUCAUUGCCUCUCCCCCACCGGCCAGACAUCUGUCCGUGUUAGUCAACAUCACGGUGGAGUAUGACGGCUUAACGGGCCACGUGGAGUUCAACAGCAAAGGUCAGAGGACCAACUACACCCUGAGGAUCCUGGAGAAACACCGAGGAGGCCAUAAAGAGAUUGGGAUCUGGUACUCCAACAACACCCUGGCGAUGAACUCCACCAGCCUGGAUAUCAAUGUGUCGGAGACGCUCGCCAACAAGACCCUCAUUGUCACUACCAUUCUGGAAAACCCGUACGUGAUGCGCAAGGACAACUACCAGGACUUCCAAGGCAACGACCAGUACGAGGGCUUCUGCGUCGACAUGCUGAGGGAGCUGGCGGACAUUCUGAAGUUUUCAUUCAAGAUCAAGUUGGUGGACGACGGGCUGUACGGUGCUCCCGAGCCCAACGGCUCCUGGACGGGCAUGGUCGGAGAGCUUAUCAAUAGGAAAGCCGACCUGGCCGUGGCGGGCUUCACCAUCACGUCGGAGCGGGAAAAAGUCAUCGACUUCUCCAAGCCCUUCAUGACCCUGGGGAUCAGCAUCCUGUACAGGGUUCAUCUGGGUCGAAAGCCGGGGUACUUCUCCUUCCUGGACCCUUUCUCGCCGGCCGUCUGGCUCUUCAUGCUGCUCGCCUACCUGGCUGUGAGCUGCGUGCUCUUCCUGGCCGCAAGGCUGAGCCCCUACGAGUGGUACAACCCUCACCCGUGUUUGCGAGAACGACGGGAUAUGCUGGAGAACCAGUACACGCUGGGCAACAGUUUGUGGUUCCCCGUCGGCGGUUUUAUGCAGCAGGGAUCCGAAAUAAUGCCCAGGGCCUUGUCCACCAGAUGUGUCAGUGGAGUGUGGUGGGCAUUCACCCUCAUAAUCAUCUCGUCAUACACGGCCAACCUGGCGGCUUUCCUGACCGUGCAGAGGAUGGAGGUACCCAUCGAGUCCCCGGAUGACUUGGCCGACCAGACCAACAUCGAAUACGGGACCAUCCACGGAGGCAGCACCAUGACGUUCUUCAUGAACUCUCGCUACCAGACGUACCAGCGCAUGUGGAACUACAUGAACUCCAAGCAGCCCAGCGUGUUUGUCAAAAGCACUGAGGAGGGGAUCGCCCGCGUGGUCAAUUCCAAGUACGCCUUCCUGAUGGAGAGCACCAUGAACGAGUACCACCGCGGCCUCAACUGCAACCUUACGCAGAUCGGAGGCCUGCUGGACACCAAGGGAUACGGCAUCGGGAUGCCGCUGGGCUCGCCGUUUCGAGAUGAGAUCACGCUGGCCAUUCUCCAGCUGCAGGAGAACAACAGGUUGGAGAUCCUGAAGAGGAGGUGGUGGGAGGGAGGCCAGUGUCCCAAAGAGGAGGACCAUCGGGCCAAAGGUCUGGGAAUGGAGAACAUUGGGGGCAUCUUUGUGGUACUCAUCUGCGGCCUCAUCAUUGCUGUGUUUGUGGCCAUUAUGGAAUUUGUAUGGUCAACACGCCGCUCGGCAGAGACCGAUGAGGUAUGCCCCCAUACCUGCCCUCGCCGAACCCACAGACACACCCCAUGUGAGGAUUUAAACUGAGCAGAACCUGCGGCGAGCAGCACAGCACCCUUCUAUUAAAGUCUCACAGGGGGGUUGAAAACAGGAAAUGUAUGUCCCACGUUAAGCUGUUCCCUUACCCCGAAGAUAUAAGGUAAGACAGAAAGACACUACAAAAAGCAGCAAAGACUUCAUCCUCUGUUAUUAGACAGGUCCUGAUCCUUUUAAUUCUGGGCAUAUUUUUAAAGGAGUUUGUUAUUGCGCCAGCAAGCUGUGACUGCAGCUACAGACUUGGCUGUCCGACACGAAGGCCUUCUGCCAGAAUGAUAGACUCAACACAGCCUCGUCAAUACUGUUUCAAGCUUUUGAUUGCCUAAUUACUCCUCUCGCCUGGCCAGCGAAGUUCUUGGGGAUUGAGCACAUUGAUGGGAUACUGAUGACUGGAUUGAGAAGAAAUAUGUUUUUCGGUUGGGUAAAACGACUUUUUGUUUUUUAAAUUGCAAGUUGUUAACAUUACGAUGCCCUGUCGUUUAGAGAAAUGCUCAAACAGAACCAGGACUGGUUUAAAACUGUGGUAAAUGGACUGCACUUAUAUCGCGCUUUAUCUACACCAUCACAGUACUCAAAGCAUUUUACAACAGCUCACAUUCACACACCAAUGGACGGCUGCUGCCUUGCAAGGCACUGCCAGGCUCACAGUCAGAGCCGGGAUUCGAACCAGCUACCCUUCGAUCACUGGAGGACCCUUCUCUACCUUCUGAUCCACAGCCACCAGGGCUGAACUGACAUUAGACUGUAACAGCUAAUGGUCUGAACCCUAGCUCCCUCACACCUCUAAAUAUAAAUCUAAACCUUUACCCUUAAAACCUAAACCACGAACUCAUUGACUCUGAACUGACCCCUAAAACACCUGACUGUCAGCACCAACUCAAGGAGAUAACCCUAAACCACAAGCACUAACCACCCUGAGAAUCACCUAAAAUUUUCCCCCAAAGCACCUCACUGCUAACUCUGUUAAAUACCGCUCUCUAACCAAAGCACUACCCCUUUUUAUUAAAGCCCAUGACAAAAUACCACUAGCUCAUAUAAACCUUACAGACCUGAUCACCCCCCAUUAAACUUUUUCCCAUUCCACACUUUAAAGCAUAAUCCAUUUCCCUUAUCCUUUAACCCAAACUUAUAACUGUAUCCUUCAACUUCCUAAACCACCAGUACAGCACAGCCUUUAAACCUUUUUGCCAUUCCACAAACCCAUUAACAAUAAACCCAAUCCGUGUCUCUUACUCUUUAGCCCUAAACCACAACACAUCAUGAAGUUCACUAACUUUAACCCAUGUCACGUACCUUGAACCAUUAGCGUUUUAUCCCCACUAAGCCUCCAAACACCUGACUCUUACAAGUUGAUUGUAAAGUCCUUUUUGGCUCAACUUUAACCACCUAACAUCUAAACAUUAUUCAUAAAACUUAAUCCAUAUCUCUGAGCCUUCACCCGGAACCACUAACACCCUGGUCACCAAACACCUUGACCUUUACAGUAAACCUAGACCCCCUGAGCGCCAGCAUGACACCCUUGAAAUUUAGCCCCUAAACCUUUAUCCAUAAUCAUUCCCUUUCAAACCAAGUCACCAAACCCCAUAAUCACUAGCGUCCUUGUUUUCCUAAUCUUUAACCAUAAAUUUAAACCUUAUACCCCUUGUUCUAAACUCUUAUUCAUGAAUCCCCUUGACCGCGACCCCUCAGCUGCUAAACCCGCAAUCUGAACACUAAACCACCCAUGCACCAAAGGCUAAGAGAUAGUGCCUCAUUAACAACCUGACCACCACCACCCAACCCCCCUUAAACUUGUUCUUGAAGCCUCCUCAUUGCAACUCGGAGCCUUAACACCCUUCCACCAUCCCUUCACUGCCUGUGACAGCAAGGGUUUCAUCUAAAAUUUAGCUGGAAUACAGGACGUGUGCCCCUCUGUUUGGAAUCUUAUAGCAGUCAGGAAUGUGACUAGAAUGUUUAAGUCUGAUCAUGUUGGAGUUGGUUGAAACAACAUCGUCUGUUCCGUCCUACAGCUCAGUCCCUAAUUAGCUGCUCAGAUAUUCCCCGCAUGUUGCCCAGAGGAAACUCAAUGAAGGGAAUUGUUAAAUGUUGUAAAGUUCCCAUCUCACUUGUUUUAUGUUCAUGUUCAUUUGGCUCUUGUCUUUGAAGUUGCUGAUGCUAAACCGCCACCAGUUUCCAUGUUUUUUUUUUUAAAUUCCCUCCACUUACGGCUGAGCACUUUCGUAGACUAUGACCAUAAUGAUUUCUCAAAAGUGAGUUCCACCUUAACUGUCGAUCAAACCAAAUUUGAGCAUUUUCCAUCCUUUAUGAUCACAGCAGAUGUCUCUGAAAGAUUAUCCUGAGUGAUUAUCCUGUGACGUAGUGUGUGUGAUUUUUAUUUUCUCCCUAAUCUCAACAAUGGCUGUAACGGAGUAGGAACAUACCAAUAAUAGGAGCCGUAAGCCUUUUUUCCCACCCUUCUUUGUGAUCCAAGUCAGUGAAAGAAUAAUUCUCAGAUGUCUCUGAAAGAUUAUUCUUCAGUUAUUUCGUGACAUUUUAAGAAUAUUGUUUUCCUCCCCAAUUAGGCGAUCAACUAUUGUCACACACAGCAACAAUCUGGCCAGAUUUAAACAUCCUCCUUGCGUCUGACUAGUCUUAGUAAAAUCCCCAUUAUGGGAUACCUCGGAAAGGAGUGGAGUGAUUUUUGCUCCCUGUUAUUCUCAGAAAACGGUUGAGGCAGACAAUUAUAAAGUGUUGUAAAGACUUGCAGAUGAUCGGGUCAAAUUUGACCUUUUCCCCUCCUUGCGAUUAUCCUGACAGUUUCAUUAUUCUGUGGUGUCUGCUUUGUUCGGGUGGACUUUUUUUUCCUCUCCAGUCUGCUGGGGAAACGGUAACAUCUCACAGUUGAAAUUGUUAAACCUGUUCAAUACUUACGAUCUCAGAUCCUUACGAGUUCAAUUAAAACGUUGUCAGACCCAGCCACCAACUCUAUGUUCGUGAGAUGGUAAGAGUGAGGCUACCUUCUUCUGUUUUUGUUUUACUACUGCCGUGACUUUUCAACAACUACUCUCUUCGUUAUAUUAUUUUGGUUGCCCUGAGGCAUUAUGCUGACUCUUGCAGGUCGGGUUUAGUACUUUAAGCAGAAAAAAAAUGGAUGGACUGAUGAUAGAUGUGUGGGCUUGCUCACAUCUUAAAAUGUGAGAGGUUAAAAAUCUGUAUUUGUGAAAUCCCCGCUUGAACAGUAGACUCCAUCCGAGCUCCUUUCAAUUUCCUUUUCAAGAUCAGUAGAUGAUGUUUGAAAAAAAAAAAAAAAAAAAAAAAAAAAAACCAUGACCGGAACUCACAGCAGUCUGCAAUCAAGCCUGUUGUCCAGAAGCGGUUUGUCCAAAUGUUUUCUUUGUGUAUGUUCCCCCUUCCAUUUUCUAUGCCAGCAUCAAAUAAACACAAUGUUGAGAUAGGCAAGAAGAAAAGCAAGCAUAUAUCAACUCAGUAUGAAAAUCAAGGGGAAGGGAGGGUCACAAAACCAAUACGAUGUCUCAAGUGGUAACUCAUGCAAAAA